This is a messenger RNA of Pelobates cultripes (western spadefoot toad), 241 nucleotides long. NCBI's taxonomy places the organism in Eukaryota, Metazoa, Chordata, Amphibia, Anura, Pelobatidae. The record is from the annotation of a GenBank genome assembly.
ACGGUGUACCACUGUACCCGUCUGUACUCACUGUUUAGCGUGGGAAAAGCUGGUUAUCCUGCAGCGGCUAGGCAGACAGCCUGAGUUCCGACCAGUGGAGAUCCUGAGGAAGUCUGUGAUCCUGUUCUCAGGUAGCCGGCAGAUCAGCAGUAAGAGUCCCCAGCAGUCUGAGUCUGGAAUCAAGCAGCAGUACAUCUCGACCAAUAACCCCAGCAGUACAUCUGGAACCAAUCACAGUAAU